GGGGUAGAGAUGGAGCCUAAGGCACUGCCUCGAGAGCAGCACAUUUUGGACUGGGAAGGGAGGCUGAUGCAGAAAGAGGGAGAUGGAAGCUGCCAAGAAUCCUGCAUGCACAAUUAAGUUCAGACUACAAAACCAUUUAGGGUUUAUGGCCACUUAAGUUAUUACAAAACCAAAUAAAAUGUUUCUUUUCUUAAAAUGGAUUUUAUUUCCGUUUGGGAGUUCUGUUUGAAUGUGACCUGCCCGUGCAGCCUGUGGCAUGAGCUGAUGUGACCCAGCCAAUGCUGUUCCUCUGAGAACUGCCACUUCACUUCCUGCAAUGGGUGGGUUCACCCAGCUUCGCCAGGCUACUGUGGAGGGCUUCAGAGGACUGGACACGGGUGUUUGUUAUAGCCUUGUGUGUUUCCUGCUGUCCUUGUACUUCUUCUUUGAUCACAUCACUCACCAGUUUUGUGGAAGGUGAAAUCCGCUCUGUAUCUUGGAUUCCAACUGUGAGAAACGUCCUUGGUAACCUUGUGUUGCUCCAGAUGGUAAAAUAUGCAGUCCCUACAUCAUUGCAGUAAGGCAAAAUACUUUUCAGUGGCUUGCCUUUUAUCCUAACACUUCUAAAACAUUUUUAUACAUGAUCUUUUCAAAACUACUCUGGGGGAUUUCCACUCCCUUGCUGUUUUAAAAUGCUCAUACUGCUGUGUUAACCACAAAGCUCACGCUGGUACACUCUCUCUCUCUCUCUCUCUGUCUCUCUCUCAUUUUCUCCCCAUUGAGAACCAGCUGCAGUUUCCAGGUAUGGCUUUACCAAAACGUGUCUUGUUGAUGCUGGCAGGAGCUUAACUUUACCAGAAUUAUUUCUCAUUUCUGAAGGGCUAUUCAGGGGCUUGGUACACAGGGGUUGGGGGAAGGCUGCAGAGCCAAAAACAUCUUGGGAAACAAGUUCAUCCCCUGAACUGGCAAAAUGGUGCCACGAUGUUGUAGGGGGGAGAAGCAGAGCCUUCUUGCUGAGAUUUCUGUUGGUGCUUGGGAAUGUGAUAAAACACUCAAGGAUUGCUACAGGAGUGAUGGCACAAGGUUCUUUUCCAGCUGUGAAUAAGGGGUUAUUUUAAGGCAUAACAAUAUUGGUUUGAUUAGAAAUAGAUUUCUUGAUAAUGCAAAAUUAAUUAAUUAAAUAUUUUUAGAAUCUCUAGGGAAAAGAGUAGAUGUAGUAAAUAAGUAAACUAGCUGUAAAAUCAAAGCUGCUUUAGCACCAUACACACUUCAUUAGUUGUAAGAGAGUGGUUUUUAAUUUUUUUUUGUGUUGUAACCUGUGUCUUAAAACCCUGAUGAAGUCUAGUCUUAAGGGAAUUUACUGUAAUGCUUGACAGUACCUCUAUGCAAAGGAUACCCUACUGUCUGACUCUGCUUAGUGAAAAUUUGCCUAUGGAGAUGAGCAAACUGGUGCUUGCUUAGUAAGGUUUUACUGUGCCUUGAGGAUGAGGUAAUAUUACAUUUGGAACUUCAAUAGUAUAGUGGUAUCUGUAUACAAAAGAAAACGUUUAUUCUGCUGUCCUCUGCAGCAACAUCCCCUGGGGUGGCUCAGGCACAUAUCCAAUAGGAAAUUGUUGCUGUUAGAAACACUCUCUCCUGAGUACAGCUGGUCACUGCCCUGCAGCUUUUAAGUGAUUAGGACAACAGCAGAGCAGUUCCUGAGCUUCACUUGCUGCCAGGUGAAGUGGGAGUGAGCCCUGAGUGUUAGCAGUGGGUCUGUGUUGGUGCAACAAGGGAUCCUUUCCCUCCUCAGCCUCUGUGCUGGAGGGACACACUUCUCUCCAGGGUCCUUCUCCCACACAGGGACUCUGCAAGUGUGUUUUGUUGUCAGCAGUCAAAAUGUUCUAACCCUUCCUGGGCUGGAAGGGACAAGGAUGAUCCCCCAGUGAUGUCAGAUGUCAUCAUCUCCUGUUUUCACAUGACACCAUGUAACUUGUUAUAUCUUAAAUAUGUAUGUCAAACUGUAUAGAUACUUCUAGUCAUUUUUUAGCAAACUGUUAUCUCUUCCACUCUGUGUUGAGUUGGGGCAUGUAUUUCUUGUUCCCGAAAUAGUAGGGUUUUGCAGGGCCUUAGAGCAGUAAAUCAUGCAACUUUGUUGUUUUAAUUCAAAAGUACUGGAGGCAGGUAAUCUGUUUAUAAAUUUAAUAGUUUAUAAGGCAGCUUGGAGAGGGUUGUUUCAAUGCAAGAUGUGUUCCUCUCCAUCCUGUUUCUGCCUGUUACCUCCCAAUGAAGUGACUUGAUCUUAGACCUCAAAAUUUGACAAAACUUUUCCCACUGUGACUAAGAUCAGUCAGUUUUGAUCUACCAUAAAAGGUAGAUAAUUUUAGAGGGAGGGACAGGGCAUCUUCUAAGAUUUGUCCCUACCAAGUGUUUUAGGGCAAAGCAACAGAGCUGAGCUAGAGAUACAGAAAGGUAGGUGCAUAACCUUUUUUAUGUGCCCUGUUGUACGUAUGACACGGAAGCUGGUUAAGUGAGGAAGGUGCUUUUUGCUGGGAAUACCCCAAUCCUGGAGGGUGGCUGAGCAGCACCCUCCCCUCAUGCACUGAACCUGGCAGAAGCCAGGCUCUCAGCCCCAUUUGCUGGGCAGCAGGAUCAUGGAUCCUGUCCAUGUGUGAUGAUAAAUCUGUAAUGACAACCUGGAUAUUUUCCCUUCUCAGUCUGAGACAUGGUGGCACCCAGUGCCUGUGCCUGCUGUCCUGGAAGUUUUGGCUGUAAUGGUGCACUCUCAGCUUGUGGAAUAAUGUGGUAACCUUUCAGGAGGGCUUGGCUUUAUAUGAAAGAAAACAGGAAAAACAUGUUCUCUUUUAAAAAAAGCAACCACAUCAUAAGGAAUGGUUUUUCCUGUGUGCAGAAAGUAUGUUUUUGUGGCUGGAAUAAGUUAAUCUGUCCACAGUAGUUCAAUGUAAUAUCAAGGUUCCACACAGCCUCUGUCAUUGUGACUGCUGGUGCUGUAGGUAGAGAGCAGCAGUGCUGGAGGGGAGCUGUUUGAACAUGGCUUUAAAAUGUUGAUGCAAUUUUAUAUUCUAGUAAGUCAUGCCCAUGCUGAUUUUUCUCCUUAUUAUUAUGUUCUGUGCAGUUUCUGAACAAGAAGCAAUUCUCACUGUGGAGCAUUUUACUGGAAAGUGUUUUGGGCUCAGUUUGGUGUGGUGGUAGUUAAAAUAGGAAAGCUCCCAGUAUAUAAAGUUUAUUUUUGUUAUAAAAAUUCUCCCAUUUGGAUUAUUUCCAGUGAGGUUAAGGCAUCUGCAUAGAAGGAGUUUUUCUAGAAGCAUUUUGCAGCUCAUGGUGCAGGCAGGGCUGGGAUGCUGAAGUGGUGGGAAGGUGCAGCUGGGAGCUCUUUGUACUGCACUGCCUUGGAGCUCCCACUCGUUGGUAGCUGUUUAUAGGACUUGGGCUUAGCUUCUAGUGAUUCAUACCACUUUUUUUAUGUGUGGGCAGAAUUAAUUCUAUUUAUUUCAGUAUAGGGGAAUCCUUUUUUUUUUUUUAAUGUGUAGGUUUUUCAGCCUCCACAGGUUAGGAGGUUUUGUGUGUGCCCUGUUGCAGUGGAAUUGCAGUGAAAAUCCCUUUACAGCAUGCACUGUGUCUGCCACAAGAGCAUCAUCAUGCAGCAUGAGCCUCCACUCUCUGCUAUUUUAAACCAGCAUUGCAGUUCACACGUGUGCUGAAAAACUGCAGCAUACACAAAGGCAGGACACCUUCCCCUUGCUGGAAGCUGUGAGCAAACAGAAGUGAAAGCUACCUCAGCCCCUACCUACGCUGGCCAGGCAUCAGCGUAAGCAGGAAAUUGAUUCAGAUAACCCUGGGGUGCUCUCACUGACACAAAACAGCACUUUUUCCCCUGACGGUUUCCCUUUGGUUUCAGUUCAGAGAGCCCAUGCACUGGAAGCCAGAAGUGGGAGCAAAGCUGCUGCAACCUGCCCUGAGUCACUGACAGAAUUAAUAUAGUCAAAAACUUGCACAUAAUUAAGUAGAAUAAGAGUUUACUGCUAGAAAUGAAUGAUCAACAGGAAAAAGAAAGAUGUCUAGUUAAGAGGCUUCAACUCCUGUAACACCUAAACCUAAGUGCCGCUCCCAUGGCCUGUGACGAACCCGCUGCUCUCUCGGGCAUCUUCACGCGCCAGAACUCCUCCAGUACCAGCUCCCUGGACUUCGAGCCCGACGCUGACUACAAGUUUGUGGAAAGGCUGGAGGAGCGCUACAAGUGCGCCUACUGCCACCUGGUCCUGCACAACCCGCACCAGACGGGAUGCGGGCACCGCUUCUGCCAGCACUGCAUUCUCGCUCUGAGAGAGUUAAAUGCAGUACCCACCUGUCCUGUCGACAAAGAAACGAUAAAAAUGCAUGAGGUAUUCAAAGACAAUUGCUGUAAAAGAGAAGUUCUCAAUUUGCAUGUAUUCUGCAAAAACUUUCCUGACUGCAAUUCAAAAGUAAUUCUGGGGCGAUAUCAGGAGCAUCUGCAGCAGUGUUUGUUUGAAAGCAUGCAAUGCACUAAUGAUGGAUGUCGGGAUCAAAUUCUUCGCAAAGACUUGAAAGAGCACUUGAGCUGCCACUGUAAAUUCCGAGAAGAGAGGUGCCAGUACUGUAAUACAUAUGUGGUGUUAAUUAACAUAAAGAAUCAUGAGAAAAAUGACUGUCCUGAUUUUCCUGUGCCUUGUCUCCAAAACUGUUCACAAAUAAUUCUGAAAAAAGAGAUUGAAAAGCACCACGCUGUGUGUCCCGAGGCAGAAGUGGACUGUCCAUAUAAGCAGUAUGGCUGUCAUGUAAAGGUUAAAAGAGGGAAACUUGCUGAACAUGAAAACAGUGCCCUGAGGGAACACAUGCUGCAGAUUUUAGACAAGAACUCCCGGUUGGAAGAACAGAUAUCUGACCUGUAUAAGAGCCUGGAAUGUAAAGAGAUUAAAAUCCAGCAGCUAGCAGAUGCCAUUAAGAAGUGUGAGAAAGAAUUCAGACAGUAUACACAACUGUUUGGUAACAAUAGCAGCUUGAUGGUGAGCACUCAGGCUCUGGCCAGUCACCUGGAUAAGUCUGCACGCCUGGAAUCACAAGUGAAACAGCUAAUACAGAUGGCAAACCAGCAGCAAAGCAAAUUAGACCUGCGGCCCCUGUUUGACACAAUUGAAAACAUGAAGCAGAAGAUUGCCCUGAUGGAGACGUACGACCAGCGCUUGGUUGUUUUGGAAGAUCAGUCCAGCAAACACGAUCUCCAGAUCAAUAUUCACAAAGCACAGCUCAAUAAAAACGAAGAACGAUUUAAGCUUUUGGAAGGCACGUGCUACAAUGGGAAAUUAAUCUGGAAAAUCACGGACUACAAGAUGAAGAAGAAGGAGGCAGUGGAAGGCCGUGUGCUGUCCAUAGCCAGCCAGCCCUUCUACACCAGCCGCUGUGGGUACAGGCUGUGUGCCAGAGCCUACCUGAACGGGGACGGCUCGGGAAAGGGAACGCACAUCUCCCUCUACUUCGUGGUCAUGAGGGGCGAGUUUGACUCGCUGCUGCUGUGGCCUUUCAGGCAGAAGGUUACACUCAUGCUUUUGGACCAAAGUGGGAAAAAGAACCACAUUGUGGAAGUCUUUAGAGCUGACCCCAACAGCAGCAGUUUCAAAAGGCCGGAUGGAGAAAUGAACAUCGCCUCCGGCUGUCCGCGCUUCGUGCCGCACACCGUCCUGGAGAACACAAAAAACACCUACAUCAGAGAUGACACUCUCUUUUUGAAAGUGGUCGUGGAUCUAACUGAUCUGGAGGAAUUGUGAAAAGCGUGCCCGAUCUAUGUGACUGCCGUAAGCGUGAGGAACUACUUUUGCAGUGAACACCAGCCAUGCAAUAGCAAAUUGCCACCAGUCAGGCUACUGAGAAUGUUUCAUGGCUUUGGACUACAGGACAGAUACUGAAUUGCCAAAGCAUAAGCCUUUCCUUUUCUACCCUUUUUUUCAAGACUGCUUUUUUAAGGCAGCUAGAAGUCCAUGUUGGUGCAAACGUGCAUUCGAUCCAGAUUGGUUCAGUCCAGGCUGGGGGAAUGCUUGGCUCCCAUCACCAGAGUGGCAUUUGGAGAUGAACCUCUUCCAGUAAAUUCCCUGGAGCCCAGGCAGGCCUGUGGGCUCCUCUCCCUCACACAAAAGUGAAGCCAUGCCCAAACAUGCAAGUGCAUUUCAUCUGUCUGCAAUGGAAACAUUUCAACAUUAGCAAAUUCGAAUCAAUGAGUCUUGAUCCCUCCGUCUCCUGGAAUUUUGAAGCAGGGAGAAUGGCUUCAGUUAGGCAGGGAAAACAUUUGCCAAGUAUCUUGCAUCUUUUUUAUUUAAUUGUGUUUUUCCAGGAAGCCCACAGGAAGGAGCCAAUGCCUCUUACUUUUUUAGCCUGUUUCUUCAGCUGUACAGAGAACCCCCAGGUCACAUCUUUCUUGUGUCCUUUCCAUUCCUGCCUAGUGCCUUGGGACUGGUUUCCAUUGGUGGUGAACAUCCACAGUCCCCAUCUGAAGCCAAAAGCUGCAGGUGCUUCUCACCUCUCAGGACAUGGCCAGAGGCAGGGCACUCGGCCAGCCUGCCAGCUUCUGGAAAAAGGGCAAAAGUCCUGUUCUUUUGCUUCCACAUCUGUGCAAAAGAGAUGUUUUCUGGCCUUACCAGCUCUACAAACAGCAGGAAGACCUUGGGGAAUAGCUCACAUAACAUGCACUUUUUUCCUCUCUCCUAGGAGUUUGGGAAAGAAGGGAGGAAAUGGGUUAGGGUUUGAGGUUGCUGUAAGAACCCGAUUUUCACAACCAGUGCAGCCUUAGUGUCUGCUAAAGGAUGACACAGCUGCUUACUGCGAUGUCUGAAGAUCUUAAUUUUAUUCCAAGUUCCUUCCAUACUGCAAGGGAAUGCGUGCAGGGUUUAUUGGAGACACACUAAAACCACCAAAACCAGGCACUGAGGAACAAGUGACUCAGAACACAUGUGCCUUUUUAAAGCCCUUUGGGUGCCUGUGAGAGGGAUGCAAUUUUGCAUACUUGCUAUGACAAGUGGCAGAAUUUUGCGUCUCUCAUAUCUUACAGGUUAGCAAGGGAAACACCAUGGCAUUAUCUGUUGCUCCAAAGCUUAUCGAGAGGCAGCAAGAAACUAAAUUGGUUUUAGAGCAAGAGUAAACUAGGCAGGACAAAAACCAAAACAGGGCACAGACUGAAAGGUGUAAGAUAUAAAAUUCAGGAUGGCAAAUGUGGCAAAAUGAAAAAUGCCCUUCCUGUGCAGGAUGUUGAUAACAAAUAAUUCAAGGAUUGAUACCAAGAUGAAGGCAAAAUACUUUAUUUUGUAUCUGUGAUCUUAUUGCUAGACAUUUACUUUCCCGCAUGGUUUUCAGGACAUAAUUCAGACACAUGUAUUUUCUAACUCAGGGGUGGAGGGGAAAAGACCUUAGUAAUCUGUACCUCAUGGUGGGUUAGCACAUGUGAAAUCUUUGUUUUGAUCUAGAAGUCCUUUUUGUUUUACAAUGCCAAGAUGUACUGAGUCACCAUAGGGGCUUUCCAUGUUCAUGGGGACAGACUGUGAGGAACAAAUUUUAUUCUUGUGUGCCGCCACCGUUGACCUCAAGAGCCAUUUCAGCUGUAACACAGAACUAAUUAUGCAUAACACUUUGUUACAGAAAGAGCAGGCUUGUUUUAACAGUGGUGUGCCACUCUUGAGCCUGGAUUUCAUGUCGAUUAUUACUUUAGUAUUUGCCAUAAAGUGACACAACUUGCAUAAUAACCACUAAUAACUGAUGGGAAUGUACCAUCCAUGUGUCCUGGGGUUCUCCAGUACUUUGAGUGUUAAAUACAGAAAGUGAUAAACAACUUGGACAAGUGAGGGAGGCAAGAUGAAAGGGAUGUGUGUGGUCUGUAUCCUGGCAAAUUCCCAGCCCUCUCUGCCUCCACCACCCCAAAUGUAAAAUGGGGAUAAUAAUACUUGCAGAAGGGUUAGGGCUAUUUAAAUGUUUGUGGAGAAAUUUGAGCAUGAAAAGAGCUAAGUAUUAUUAAAACUCCAUUUCUAUUUGUUAGAAUAGGUGAUGGCAUAGUGAUGUGAAUAAGUGUUUAGUGUUUUCCUAGACAGAUUUUGGAAGCAUGUUUGGUUUUAGGCAGUUUGUACUGCAAUCUCUCCUCUACCUACUGGUUGGGUUUAGGUUUUUGCCAUGAAUAUUCCUUUUAAGAUUCUGAAGCACAAAUUCAUCCUGGGUGAUGGAAACAUCCCUUUUGAAAUACUGCCUGUUUUAUAAAGAAUUAGUUGAGAAAAUUAAUUUUUUUAAAGACAACCUUCUUUAAAUUGGUUCUUUUUAGUACAGAAAUUAAGAGAUUUCUGUUAAAAUUUUCAGUGAUUUUUUUUACUACUUGUAAACAGGGUUUUAAAUUUCAUCCCAUUCCUAGUAAAAAAAAUGUUGUAUAGCAUGAAUUGUCAGGAAGAAUUUUGAUGUUGCAUGAAGAAUACCAAAAAACUUUUCAAUAAUAUUGUACUGGGUAAGUAACCAAACGAGCGGUAGGGUAUUUCUACAUCAGCAUACCGUAUGUUUCUAAUCUAUUUAUUGAUAGUUUGUAGUUGUUUGAGUAUCUCUUACUACAACAGAGGCAUUUUUCUAGCUGAGUGUCUUUACUGUGUACAUAAACUAAUGUAACAAUAAAUAAUUUUAUCAUCCUUCUGGA
Messenger RNA from Catharus ustulatus (Swainson's thrush), 8650 nucleotides. RefSeq names its product TNF receptor associated factor 5 (gene TRAF5). The transcript is spliced from 12 exons. NCBI's taxonomy places the organism in Eukaryota, Metazoa, Chordata, Aves, Passeriformes, Turdidae. The record is from RefSeq and is a predicted model, not a curated record. The coding region runs from base 4089 to 5762 and encodes 557 amino acids. Gene Ontology annotation, molecular function: thioesterase binding; tumor necrosis factor receptor binding; zinc ion binding. Gene Ontology annotation, cellular component: plasma membrane signaling receptor complex. Gene Ontology annotation, biological process: tumor necrosis factor-mediated signaling pathway; positive regulation of JNK cascade; regulation of apoptotic process.